UUCAGUGGGCCAUGAAUAUGGCGUUCGCUGAGUUCGUUAACAAAACCCGACUAACCCAGCCCCUGAUCAAUUUCUGCGUGAUUGUGUAUAUGGAUGAUAUUUUGGUCUUUUCGGAAAUACACGAGUACCACGUGGAACACAUCGAGUGGGUUUUGCAUGCACUGAAAGAUGCCGGGUUCAAAGUGGCCUUGGAGAAAAGCGAGUUCUUCUUGUCGGAGAUUUCAUUCUUGGGAUAUAUCGUCACGGUUGACGGACUAAAACCGGAUCCAAGGAAGGUGGCAGCAGUUCAGGACGCCCCGGCGCUGGUCACACUCACCCGGGUUCGGGCUUUUCUGGGGCUGGCAUCCUAUUACCGACGCUUCAUCAAGGGGUUCGCCGGUAUAGCGAAGCCCCUCACGAACCUACUGAAGAAAGAGGAACGGCUGAUCUGGACGCCGGAAUGCGAGGCGGCGUUUCAGGCGUUGAAGGAGGCUCUGACAUCUGCUCCUGUGUUGGCGCGUCCCGACCCGACAAGACCGUUCACACUGUACACGGACUGGCAGCCUCAGGCGAUAUCAGCGGUGCUGACUCAGCACGGGAAGGACGGAAGGGAGCACGUCAUUGAGUAUGCGUCCAAGACGCUGAGCCAGGCGCAGGCUAAUUACGAAGCAUGCAAAGGUGAAUGCCUGGCGGUGGUGUGGGGGAUUCAGCACUUCCGACCGUAUCUGUACGGCCAGAAAUUCGUGCUGGUGACGGAUCAUCAACCGCUGCUGUCCCUACGUAACAACACGGACUACAUGGGGACGUUGGGCAGGUGGACGCUCACGGCGGGCCCUUACCCCAUGCGCGAGUUCUUGGAGUACCUGGUGGAGCUAACUGACGUGGAGUCGCUGCCCUUCGCCGACGAGGACGCGUGGGAGUUGCACCAUGCGCUGUACAAGUCGGUGGCGCUGGGGAUGUUCCGGUUCUUCGUGGAUCACGAAGACCACGCUACCGGUGAGCACUUCGUCGUUUACUACGUCAUCACGCGACCCAAGCCAGCGGAGAAGGAAGGGACGGUCGCGCUGUACCCAUUCGCCCAGCUCCAAACGAUCGAUCCGGGAUUUUUGGAGCUCAUACAUCUUGAGCUCCUCUCCAUCGCGCAAGUGAUCGCGAGCGAGGAGGAGGAGAUCCAACCGCGAUUGCGGACGGCGACGGACCCGCUGAGAACAUACAACGCGGUCGUCAUCCCGGAUUACAUUGCGCAGCGCGCGGAGAGAUUGGACGACUUCUCGGAGGAAAGGCCAUUGCGUCCUCCCUCAUCGUACUCUCGGCCAGCGCCACCGAAGGCCGCCAAGAAGACGCCGAAGAGGAAGAGAUGCCACCCGUCGCCAGGAGCGCAAGGCAGCAGGAUCGGCGGCGGCGAGGAAGUGAUUCAGCCCGCGCGCGCGGCGACGCUCGUUAAGGAGACUAUCGUGCCAUCACCGCCCAUUCCGCGUGUGCCCGACCUCAAUCUUGAUGGAGUCGGGCCAUCAUCAACAGCAGCAGGAGGAGGGGGAAGUCGAAUGGGAUUUCCGGAUCCCAUAUCCGGACCCCCCGUCCUCGCGGGACCUCUACUGGCCUUGGAGAAAAGCGAGUUCUUCUUGUCGGAGAUUUCAUUCUUGGGAUAUAUCGUCACGGUUGACGGACUAAAACCGGAUCCAAGGAAGGUGGCAGCAGUUCAGGACGCCCCGGCGCUGGUCACACUCACCCGGGUUCGGGCUUUUCUGGGGCUGGCAUCCUAUUACCGACGCUUCAUCAAGGGGUUCGCCGGUAUAGCGAAGCCCCUCACGAACCUACUGAAGAAAGAGGAACGGCUGAUCUGGACGCCGGAAUGCGAGGCGGCGUUUCAGGCGUUGAAGGAGGCUCUGACAUCUGCUCCUGUGUUGGCGCGUCCCGACCCGACAAGACCGUUCACACUGUACACGGACUGGCAGCCUCAGGCGAUAUCAGCGGUGCUGACUCAGCACGGGAAGGACGGAAGGGAGCACGUCAUUGAGUAUGCGUCCAAGACGCUGAGCCAGGCGCAGGCUAAUUACGAAGCAUGCAAAGGUGAAUGCCUGGCGGUGGUGUGGGGGAUUCAGCACUUCCGACCGUAUCUGUACGGCCAGAAAUUCGUGCUGGUGACGGAUCAUCAACCGCUGCUGUCCCUACGUAACAACACGGACUACAUGGGGACGUUGGGCAGGUGGACGCUCACGGCGGGCCCUUACCCCAUGCGCGAGUUCUUGGAGUACCUGGUGGAGCUAACUGACGUGGAGUCGCUGCCCUUCGCCGACGAGGACGCGUGGGAGUUGCACCAUGCGCUGUACAAGUCGGUGGCGCUGGGGAUGUUCCGGUUCUUCGUGGAUCACGAAGACCACGCUACCGGUGAGCACUUCGUCGUUUACUACGUCAUCACGCGACCCAAGCCAGCGGAGAAGGAAGGGACGGUCGCGCUGUACCCAUUCGCCCAGCUCCAAACGAUCGAUCCGGGAUUUUUGGAGCUCAUACAUCUUGAGCUCCUCUCCAUCGCGCAAGUGAUCGCGAGCGAGGAGGAGGAGAUCCAACCGCGAUUGCGGACGGCGACGGACCCGCUGAGAACAUACAACGCGGUCGUCAUCCCGGAUUACAUUGCGCAGCGCGCGGAGAGAUUGGACGACUUCUCGGAGGAAAGGCCAUUGCGUCCUCCCUCAUCGUACUCUCGGCCAGCGCCACCGAAGGCCGCCAAGAAGACGCCGAAGAGGAAGAGAUGCCACCCGUCGCCAGGAGCGCAAGGCAGCAGGAUCGGCGGCGGCGAGGAAGUGAUUCAGCCCGCGCGCGCGGCGACGCUCGUUAAGGAGACUAUCGUGCCAUCACCGCCCAUUCCGCGUGUGCCCGACCUCAAUCUUGAUGGAGUCGGGCCAUCAUCAACAGCAGCAGGAGGAGGGGGAAGUCGAAUGGGAUUUCCGGAUCCCAUAUCCGGACCCCCCGUCCUCGCGGGACCUCUACGUUCCCACCAACCACCCCGGGGUGCCCCGGUCGUUGACCUUAGUAGUUCAUCCGAGCCGGAUGGUCCAUCCGACCGAGGUGGACUUCAUGGUGGAGCCCGCCACCAUUAGGCUCGAGGCCAUCGCGGGGGCGCCGCGCCCUGAUCCGGCGUGGGAACCAUACCUGACG
Molecule: messenger RNA, 3135 nt
Organism: Chara braunii
Lineage: Eukaryota; Viridiplantae; Streptophyta; Charophyceae; Charales; Characeae
Source: the annotation of a GenBank genome assembly